AUGUCAAGCCUCGAUGAUCUCUUCAAGGCAAGCUUUCGAAAUGAAAUAUACAAAUCCGCCAAGCUCGCCCCCAAUGGCCACGCGAAAUUCAAUGGCAAACAACCCGCUGUCUCAGAACCAGAAGACGAAGAUAUGGAAGCAGGACCAACAGCACCUCCUGACGACGACGAAGACUACGGCCCCGACAUACCAGACGAUGAAGAAGGACGAUUCUUCGGCGGAGGCGUAACGCAAGAAGAAAAUGAAAUACUAGAUUACAUGGAAGGACAAGAGUCUGCCGACAUAGCGCCGGAGAAAAUAGAUACAGCGUGGCUUCGCAAACUGGCUUUGAAUUUCGAGAAGAAGAUUACGAAGAAUGCGGAGCUGAGAGCGAAGUUUGAGGACGAUCCUACGAAGUUUAUGGGAAGUGAAGCCGAUUUGGAUACUGAUGUUAAGGCAUUGAGUAUCCUGGCUGAGCAUCCCGAGCUUUAUGGGGAGUUCGCGAAGCUGGGUUGUGUGGGAAGUUUGGUGGGCUUGUUGGCGCAUGAGAAUACAGAUAUUGCGAUUGAUGCUAUUGAGAUCGUUGCCGAGCUGACGGACGAAGAUGUUGAGGCCGAAGAAGUACAAUGGAGGGGCAUUGUGGAUGCUAUGGUUGAGGCCGAUUUACUUGACCUUCUGGUGUCGAAUUUUAGAAGGUUUGAAGAGGGCAACGAGAGUGACAGGAGUGGUGUCUAUCAUGCACUCUCCGUGUUGGAGAAUCUUGCUUCGCAAGUGUCACUGUCAGAGAAGAUAGGACAGGAUACAGAAGUACUGAAGUGGCUGCUACAACGGAUACAGAAGAAAGAAUCACCAGUCACGCAAAACAAACAAUACUCAGCCGAAGUUCUCGCCAUCCUUCUCCAAUCCUCGCCCCUGAACCGGCGGAAACUUUGCGAGUUAGAUGGAGUCGAUAUACUCCUUCAACUACUAGCCGCUUACAGAAAACGAGAUCCAGUAAAGGGAACAGAAGAAGAAGAAUUCGUGGAAAACGUCUUCGAUUCCCUGACCUGUGUCGUCGAUGAAUCAGAAGGGAAGCAAAAAUUCGUCGAAGCGGAAGGUGUGGAACUCUGUCUCAUCAUGAUUCGAGAGGGCAAGAUGAGUAAACCUCGAGCGUUGAGACUUAUGGACCAUGCGUUAGCAGGGCAGGCUGGUGCAGAAGUGGCUGAGAAGUUAGUUGAUGCUGCGGGGCUCAAGGUGGUGUUCAGCAUGUUCAUGAAGAAGCAGGAUGGAGCUACUACUGAGCAUCUCCUGGGCAUAUUCUCUAGCUUAUUAAGAGCGUUACCAGCUGGAGAGGCAGGGAGGAUAAGAACGUUAGCGAAGUUCGUAGAGAAGGAUUACGAGAAGAUCGAGAAGCUUGUUAAGCUUCGAAGGGAUUACGCGAAGAAGGUAGCGGCGGUAGAUGAUGAGAUUAGGAGUGAGCAGACGAAGCUUGAUGCUGAGGAGAAAGAGGAGAUGGCGGAUGAGUGGUUGAGUAGGAGGUUAGACGCUGGGUUGUUCUGUUUGCAGACAGUGGAUGUUAUCCUUGCGUGGCUGGUGGCUGAGGAUGCAGGUGCCGAGAAGAGGAUAAGGACUCUGUUUGCGGAUAGAGAUGAGACACUGGCGGUGGUGAAGGCUACGAUUCAAGAACAACUUGAUACAAUAGUCGGAGAUACGGAGGAAGAGACGAUGACAAAGGAAAUGCUGACAACAUUGGUGCAAUUCUUGACAUAG
Molecule: messenger RNA, 1728 nt
Organism: Mollisia scopiformis
Lineage: Eukaryota; Fungi; Ascomycota; Leotiomycetes; Helotiales; Mollisiaceae
Product: beta-catenin-like protein-like protein 1
Exons: 3
Coding region: 1-1728 (575 amino acids)
Cellular component (GO): spliceosomal complex
Source: RefSeq, a predicted model, not a curated record